Exophiala spinifera is the source of this 681-nucleotide messenger RNA. RefSeq lists its product as uncharacterized. Bases 1 to 681 code for a protein of 226 amino acids. The record is from RefSeq and is a predicted model, not a curated record. Gene Ontology annotation, molecular function: protein binding. NCBI's taxonomy places the organism in Eukaryota, Fungi, Ascomycota, Eurotiomycetes, Chaetothyriales, Herpotrichiellaceae. Gene Ontology annotation, biological process: protein transport to vacuole involved in ubiquitin-dependent protein catabolic process via the multivesicular body sorting pathway. The transcript has 3 exons. Gene Ontology annotation, cellular component: ESCRT-0 complex.
AUGGCCACCGAGGCCUCAAUCGCCCUCACAAACCGCUCUCUCCGGACCAUUCGCACAGAACUUGAAUUUCUUGCAGACUCCUCCAUCAUCUCCCCUGAACAGCUGUCAUCCAUUCUCGCUCAACUACCCGCUCAAACACCUCUACACGCUCCUCUUCAGAACCCCGUCAAUAAUGUCUCAUCAAACACCCCAGUCGAUCAAUUCUCAAAUAUGAGCCUGAAAGAACAUUAUGCUCCAGUUCCCACACCUGCACCUCUCCCGCCGCCGGCGUACGUCCACACACCACAGAUACUGUCGAUUGCAACGGCUCUUUACGCAUACACGCCCACAGAUGCCGGUGAUCUGGCGCUACAGCAGGGUGACCGGGUACAGGUUACAGAACACAUGAACAAUGACUGGUGGCGAGGGCGCAAUGAACGGACCAACUUGGAAGGAAUCUUCCCUCGAAGUUACGUCAAUGUCAUCGAAGAGAAAGGUCGGCCGCCUUUGCAACCCCAACCAUCAGACUAUGGAAACAUGCCACUCCAAGUUGCUCAAGGUGGCAUGACGACUGGUCCUGAUGGCCGGAAAUACAGCAAGCUGGAAGAGCAAGGCAAGAAGUUUGGCAAGAAAAUGGGAAAUGCUGCUAUUUUCGGGGCUGGUGCCACAAUUGGCAGCAACAUUGUCAAUGGCAUAUUUUAA